UUAUUGCUGCUUCUAUUAAUUCUAUCAUUACUACAACCACCACUAAAACUACAGUAUACUGCAGUAAUUGGAGCAUACCUCACUUCUCUUCUUCAGUAAGCGGCGAUGCAGGUACUGAGCCGAUGCAGGAUCUCACCGCCAGGGGGAAGCACCGCAUUCGUCCGUAACUAAAAUCGCGGUGACGUUGUACAGUGUACAGUAUGGAAACAGAGCUAGAAAUGCACAUUGGGCAGGUGUGGAAAGCGCUUUCAACAAGGAAGUAGGUGCAUGUCGAGUCAGCCCGGCUCCAGAGUGGGGAGGAUGAGCAGCUCCGCGGCCCCAAGCCUGUCCGCCUCCUGAGCCGAGCUCCGCCGUCCCACUGCCGGCAUGGCUGCGGGCUUCGCUCCCCCGAAACUGUCCGAGUUCAUCCUGACCGAGAGGCUGGGCAGCGGGACCUACGCCGCUGUGUACAAGGCGUACAGGAAGAAGGACAGCAGGGAGGUGGUGGCUGUGAAAGUGGUGGGGAAGAAGAGUCUGAACAAGGCAUCCACGGAGAACCUGCUGACGGAAAUCGAGAUCCUCAAGACUGUGCGGCACCCCCACAUUGUGCAGCUCAAGGACUUCCAGUGGGACAGUGAGAAUAUCUACCUGAUCAUGGAGUGGUGCUCCGGGGGCGACCUGUCUCGCUUCAUUCGCAGUCGCCACAUGCUGCCGGAGAGGGUGGCCCGCCGCUUCCUGCAGCAGCUCGCCUGCGCCCUGCAGUUUCUCCAUGAGCGGAACAUCAGCCACCUGGACCUCAAGCCUCAGAACAUCCUGCUGAGUGGCAGCGUCCUCAAGCUGGCAGACUUCGGCUUCGCCCAGUACAUGUCUCCCUGGGACGAGAAGCACGUGCUGCGCGGGUCCCCCCUCUACAUGGCUCCGGAGAUGGUGUGCAGGCGGCAGUACGACGCCCGAGUCGACCUCUGGUCUGUGGGGGUCAUCCUGUACGAGGCCCUGUUCGGCCGGCCCCCUUUCGCCUCGCGGUCCUACACUGAGCUGGAGGAGAAGAUCCGCAGCGACUGGCCUAUCGAGCUGCCGCCGGGGGCGCGCGUGUCCCGGGACUGCCGAGACCUGCUGCUCCGCCUGCUGGACAGAGACCCCGACAGCCGCCUCUCCUUCUCCGCGUUCUUCGCCCACCCCUUCGUCGACCUGGAGCACAUGCCCAGCGCGGAGAGCCUGGGGAGAGCUACAGAGCUGGUGGUCAAGGCUGUCCAGAAAGACCAGCGGGGGGAUUGGUCAGCAGCGCUCUCCCUCUACUGUAGCGCACUGGAGCACUUCGUCCCGGCCAUCCACUAUGAGACUGACAUCCAGCGCAAAGAGGCGCUGAGACAGAAGGUGAACCAGUAUGUUUCCAGAGCUGAGGAGCUCAAAGCACUGGUGGCAUCAGACAACAAAAUCAUCUUUGAAGAAGCCAAAUCAGCCAGGGACAUUUUGAAAGAAAUGUCUCGCAGUCUUCCCCGGCUCCUCUCUGCACUGGAAGUGGCAUCUGCGGCUAUAGCCCAGGAGGAGGAAGGCCAGGAGAGCCAGGAGACACUGGACCUGUACCAGCAGAGUCUAGGCGAGCUGCUGCUGGUGCUGGCAGCGGAGCCUCAGGGCCGGAGGAGGGAGCUGCUGCAUGGGGAGAUUAAAAGCCUGAUGAGCAGAGCGGAAUACCUCAAAGAGCAGUUGAAGAUGAGGGAGACACAGACAGAAGCUUCGAUGGACAGGGAGGCUCUCUCUGAGUCCGUGAAGAGCUCCUGCUGUUUGCAGUGACCCUGGCCAGUGACACGAGCUGUGUGUGAGGGCGGGCUGGAGUCCGGGCCGGCCCAGUCACUGACGCCUGGACAGAGCGUCGUCCUCCUCCUCUGGCCCCCCCUGAGCGCCGCCGGCUCCGCGGCCAGGACGGGCACAGAUCCUGUGUCACCAGCCUGAUCGCUCGGGGACAGGCUGCUUCUCAGCUCUGGAAACGUGUGCUCACUGCGUGCUUUGCUGAAUUCAGUGCUCUGUGCUCUCGGGAAACACUGUGAUGGCUUCAAGUCUCUCUGCCCUCUUCGGGCCCUGGGAGAAAAUUGACUUUAUAACAAAUCCAGACCAGUAGAGUCUUCCUUCACAUAGCAGAACAACUUUUUACGUUUCAAGUUCACUACCAACAGCUGCAUCAACAGUCGUGUUAUAGUUUACUGGAGCUCAGGUAGUUAACAACAGCUUGGUUUGUAACUGUAAAGAAACUGCAUGGUUAGCUUGCACAUACGUGCAACAUUAUUGUUAUUAAGCAUUAGUUGAUCAAUGAGCACACUUUCAUAUUAAGGAAUGGAGAGAGAAUCGCCUCAGAAAAUAUUUUGAAAUAAGUUCUUAAUAAUUAUUUGUUUUUAAAUUGCACCAUGAGACCUACUCUGCACCAUUCGUUUCCUGGGUUGUGCUCAGUGACAGUCCUUCUGCAGGCUGCGGCUCGCUCUGCAGUAGCUCCAGCAGCUCCGUGUGAUGUAGGACUCGGAUGUGUCUGGGGAGCAGGGUCUCCCAGGACAGGCUUGGUGUUCCUGCAGCCUUCCACUCCCAGAACCAGAGCUUGCUGGUGUUCAUGCUCGCUGUGGAGGCAUGCCCUUGAGUGAGUUGAUUUAUCAGCCUGCGAGUACACAAUUUGUGGAGUUUUUUUGCACUUAUUGAUAAUUUGUGUAUUCUUUGCUUUUUCAAUGAAAGUGAAUGAUGUGUUAAAUUUCAGAUUUUUAAAGAUUUCCUUGUUUGUUUCUCUCUGUUUUAGUCCUUUGUUUUCACAAACGCCUGUUUUGCUCUCGGUCCGUGUCAUUUUUCCCCCUUGGCCGAGUGCAAGUUGAGUAGGAGUGCAGAGUGGGCUGCUGUUGCACCUGUGAAGAAUUCUAGUGCACAAACAGGCUCUGUGAACAGGGGGCUCAGUGCCUCAGUCCCUCAGUCUCAGCUCUUGCAGCGGAUUGCAGAUGUGGAGCCCUGAAAGUGUGAUCCAUAGCACGUCUCUGGCAACCAGUUGCAACACACCUACCAUUGUGAGAAAAGGUGGUUUUAGGGUGUUUCGUCCUGCAGCAUGGCUGGUUCAUCCAAUGGAAUGACACAUUUUUUACAAACUCCUGGGGACUGGGCACAGAAUGAGCAAAAAGGACCGAUACUGAAGCUUUAUUCUUCUCAUCAUGCCAACAGCAGCAUACAAUCCCAACAUUGCUGGCACAGUAGAUUCAGAGAGAUACUGUACCUGCUGUACAUCACAGCCAUUCAGUCACAAGGCUAAGUGAUUAUGGCCAGCACUCUCGAUCUCUGGACUGUACAGUCCAGCAGUGCCUCGCUGUGGUCUGUGUGUAAUACGAGUGCUCCUGACGGCCAGUCUGUGCAAAUGCUGAAUUAAGAUACUUGGGACUUUUAUUUACCAAUACUUGAAAUGUAUCCCCAGAAACUGGAAAGAGUCUUUGUUCCAGACAUCUAUAUCAUCAUUACUGCUGUUAUUGUAGCUUUUGUUUUAAAAAAAUGUUGCUAUGAUUCAAUAUAUAUUUGAUUGCCAGUUUAUAUAUUUAUUUGAU
Lepisosteus oculatus (spotted gar) is the source of this 3539-nucleotide messenger RNA. RefSeq names its product unc-51 like kinase 3 (gene ulk3). Gene Ontology annotation, molecular function: ATP binding; protein serine/threonine kinase activity. The record is from RefSeq and is a predicted model, not a curated record. Gene Ontology annotation, cellular component: phagophore assembly site membrane; cytoplasm; cytosol. Lineage: Eukaryota; Metazoa; Chordata; Actinopteri; Semionotiformes; Lepisosteidae. Gene Ontology annotation, biological process: autophagy of mitochondrion; reticulophagy; protein autophosphorylation.